CGACUAGCCACCGCGUGUGCAACUUCGCUCCCUCUUUAUCGCAUUGUUUUGCCUUUACCCUUCGUCGCCCCGCUCAAUCCACCCCCUUCUCGCGCGACGUUACGCGUACACAACGGGCCGAUCGGCGUUCUCGCGACGAUCGUCGUCUACAACGCGCGAUAACGGGUGUCCGUUGCGAGAUCAAGGAUCGUCGAUCACGUGUGACGUCCCGCGAUCGUGGAAGUUUGAAACUCGUACACGUACACACGAGAGAACGACAGCUGGUAACCGGUAAAGAAAUCCUGGUGGAGGACCAUCGGAAUGGGUAUGGUCGUCGAGAUGCAGAGGAAGAUAUUUCCUCCGAGACAAGUCUGGAGAACGAUCCAGCGACGAUCGGAUGUGUAACGAGGCGCUAUCGUCGAGGAUAACAACCAGGCAGCUCCGGCUGUCCCCGUGCAAAAAGGGAUUCUUCAUUGGGCGAUCGACACGAGGUUCCAUGAAGACACCACCCCUCAGCGACCAUGAAGACUGAUCGCCUGCCAAUAAUUGCCAAGCUCUGUGCACUGCUGACGCUGUUCGGUCCGCCUCGCGAUGCCCGAGCACUCGAUAUACGAUCAUGCAACCAAUCGUUGGGGAUGGAGUCUGGUCGCAUACCGGAUUCAGCCAUCACGGCGUCCUCGUCGUAUGUGGCGAACGUGGGUCCACGGAAUGCCAGAUUGCGGAAGGAGAGAGCCGGUGGUGGCUGGUGCCCGAAGAGCCAGGUAGAGAGAGGGGUUCGCGAGUGGCUCCAAGUGGAUCUGCCAGGACCUCACGUGAUCACCGGUGUACAGAGUCAGGGUCGUUACGAUCACGGCCGUGGCCUGGAAUACGUCGAGAAGUACACCCUCGAGUAUCGACGUCCUGGGUUCACCGAGUGGCGGCGAUAUAAGCGCUGGGAUAACAAGGAGGUUUUGGUGGGUAACAACGACACCGCCACCGUGGUGUCCCAUGAAUUAGUGCCGCCGAUCUUCGCCAGUCAGAUUCGCAUUUUGCCCUACUCCGAGCACAGGCGGACCGUGUGCCUUCGAAUCGAGCUGAGAGGUUGUCAGGACAAUGGUGGUGUUGUGAGAUACACCGUGCCGGAGUCCCCUACCCCAGAGCUCAGCGACAUUUCGUACGACGGCAAAAGGCAGGACAACUUGUUGACCGAUGGUUUGGGCUGCCUGGUCGAUGGAGAGGUGGGCGCGGAUAAUUACAAGCUGGACAUGGGGAAUGGAAGAGGCACAGGUUGGGUCGCGUGGAUGUGCGACAGCCUCGACGACGACUACGUGGAGCUCGUUUUCGAGUUCGAGGUAACCUGGAUCUUCAAGGCGGUGCACAUCUAUACCAAUAAUUAUUUCUCCCGCGAUGUGCAGGUAUUCUCCAAGGCGGAAGUCUGGUUCAGCCCCGAUGGCGUCACCUACGAGGAGGAACCACUGUCCUAUUCCUACAUACCAGACCUCGCCCUGGAGAACGCACGAAACGUCUCCAUAAGUUUACACGACCGCUACGGGAAAUUUCUAAAGAUUCACCUGUACUUCGCCGCCCGAUGGAUCAUAAUCAGCGAGGUGACAUUCGACGGAAUCAAUCCCUAUGAAAACACCACCGAGGAGUCGUCGUCCGAGAUCAGUAACCGAGGAAUCCCAAUGAACCCCGAGGUGGAUCUUAACUUGCAAACAAUUACAGCGGCUGGAGAGGGUCAGGAAUAUUUAGAGGUACUAAUAGGUGUUCUGACUGCCAUUAUCCUACUUCUUCUGCUGGUGUUCGUCAUUAUUCUACUUCUGAAUCGACGGCAAAAACUUCAGAGCUCGCCGACCGUGUUGAAAAAUCCAUUUGGAUUUGCCAUAAACAUGAAGGGCCUCCUACUGAAUUUAACCCCUGGUGGGAUGCUGACGGAGACUGCCAAUCACGUUUCACCGGACAUGCCAGAGGACGGGAGCAUGCACGAAUCUUUAACAAUGGAACAAUUCAAUUCACCCCUUGUCAGCCCGCAGUAUAAAUCUACGUACGCAAUAGUCGCCACUUCCGAAUCCCCGAAAGAUUUAAAGGACGUCUCCGAGGAGAGCGUCCGACUCGACACGAGGCCAGAAUCCACCAUAGGACCGCCUAGUUGCGCCUCGUCGCCUACCAACUCCCCCGCACGUCAUUCUCAACACUACAGGACCCUUCAAAGUUACACCAGUCCAACUGCGAAACUCAAUAUCGCGGCUACGUCUAAUCACCAACGGGACGUCGAUCAGAUCCACUCGAAACGCUGGCACACAGCGCCUAAGGAGAAACACAAGAUACCCGCACCAGUCGUCAGUUGGAACAUCGCGCCCAGCAUGAACAAACCGUAUAAGUGCAAGGAAAUAGAGCCCACCAAUAUACCACGACAGUGCCUGCGUACGACAGAGAAACUUGGCUCGAGGAGCAUCGGCGAGGCGAUAGUCUGCGAAACCGUCGGAUUGGAGGAGACCGUGCACGACGCCCCCAGAUUGGUCGUGGCUCGCGUGCCAGCUUGCACCAGCGACAUACGAGCGGGCAGUGGGACGGAUCAGAUGCGGGAGGUUCGAUUUCUGUCGUGUCUGUCCGAUCCAAACGUGGCCAGGGUCUUGGGAGUGUGCGCGGUGGAGCCGGUGCCGUGGACGAUCAUCGAGUACACGGAACUCGGUGAUCUAGCCCAUUAUCUUCAGUACAGUGUGCCACUUACGGGAACGCUUAGGCCAAGCUGCAAUUUGAAAGCCCUUAGUCAAAGCUGCCUGUUGUACAUGGGGACGCAGAUAGCAUCGGGCAUGAGGUUCCUCGAGUCGAAGAAUCUGGUACACAAGGACCUGGCAGCCAGAAACUGUCUAGUGGGACGCUCUUACACCGUGAAAGUGACCGACAUAGCGAUGUGCAGUGACCUUUACAAGAAGGAUUACAGUGACAUAGGCGGCAGACCGCCGGCGCCGAUCAGAUGGUUACCGUGGGAAAGCAUUCUGCUGGACAGGUACACUUGCUCGAGCAGCGUUUGGUCCUUCGCUGUCACGCUCUGGGAGGUGAUGAGCCUGGCCAGGGAGAAACCGUUCCAACAUCUGACCAACGAUCAAGUCAUACAGAACGCUGAGCACAUGUACUACGGAGCCGAGCUGCAGAUCUACCUGCCGCGACCGACGAUGUGCCCCGAGGAGGUGUACAGGAUGAUGUGCUCGUGCUGGCGAAGGGACGAGACCUCGAGACCCACGUUCAAAGACAUUUACACGUUUCUGAAAAACAUGAUCACGGACUACCGACCCGGUGCAUAAACAAUCCCAGUUAACUGUGAUAAUAACGAACGGAGUAUCUCCUUUUAGCUGACGCCGAACGUCGAAGAAGUCGAACCGAUCCCCCGAGUCGAACUCUUCCCAAGUGUACAAUCUUUUAGUGUGCAUGCGUUUUGAGAGCAUCGAUCCGCUUCCAUGAUCGAGAAGAAUGUGUCGACAGUCCUAGGCGACGAUGACAGAAAUUUCGCUCUUGGUUUCUGCCACUGAUACGUCGUCCAGGAAGAACAAGGGCAGACACCGUGCCGGAGAGUGCGAGUAAUCGUCGCCUCCGAUGUUUUCUAGUCAGUUCGGUCCUUCGUAUUCCUACGAGAAGUGCUAUCGUGUAUGUACAUACAGUAUUCUGGAGACUGGCGACGCGUACGCUACGAUGCUAAGCACCAAUAAGUCUAUCCACUUGUACAUACGAAUCUAGAUAUCGACGCUAGGCAAACGCAGGGAACUUCUCGCGACGGCUGGUGCCUCGAAAGGGGGCUCGAUCGUUCCUACCGAUUUCAGAACGAAACGAGAUCACACACUCGCCUCGUCGAGUCGAUCCAUGCUCGAUGCGUUGGAUCGUGUCGCGUAAAGUUGCUACUUGUGUAGAGAGAAAUAUUCAUUUUGUUUACCUGGCAAGGUGUUGGAUUUAACUGGUAACAUUAGGCUGUUGAUAUUAUGUUAGACGAAACUGUGAAAACUUUGUUGACGAAUAUAGACAUUGUAUUAAUUAAGCUUUCGAUUGAUAGCAAUUUUUUUUUAAAAAUGCAGUCCUAUGCAAAUAUAAAUGAAAACUUGAACUGCCUUCGUAUCCGAAACCGAAACUGAAUAAUUCAGAUACAAAAUUAAAUAAAACACCCUUGUCAAGUAAACAGUGCCAAUACACUGCACAACCUAGAACCCGAAGCACAAGCAAUCCUUAAUUGAAGAAAAUUUGGCGACUUCGCGCGGUACCAACCAACGACUCGUGUGACGUCGAAUCGAAUGACGUUUCCGGUUGAUUUUCGGAUUAGUUUCGUUAAUAUGCGUUCGAUCGAUUCGAUGGAAUCGAAUUCUCGAGGUGAAACGCCCGAGGUUCCUAUAAGCGAUCGCGGGACGACUCUAGAUGAAAAUUACGUCUCACUUGUGUACAUUCGAAGGUAGCAAAGUACUUAUAUCGUUCCAUUGUAUUCCUUUCCGUUCGAGAAAAAAAAAAGUAAAUAAGAAUGAAGAGAUCUCACUAUCUUUAGCGGGCGGUAGACACUCGAGACCCGACUGUAAGCCUGUUCUUCGCGGGAACGCGACGCAUAUCCACGCUCCUUCUUUGAUCUACGAUUAAGGGCAGAUGUCAGCAUUGGGCAGAUUUUCGACCUAAUGAUCGACGAUGGCGAUUGAAACGGUUAAUCGUUGGUUGUCGUGCGCGAUUGACAAAUGGAGUGGUGGUUAAACGAUGGUUUAAGUAAUCGUUAUUCGCUGUGGCCCAUUUCUGAUUGGGUUAAUGAUUAAUCUUCAAUGACUAUUAAUGUUGACGUUGGUCGAUUGAUUUUAAAUUAGAGUUUCAUGCAAUAUUGUUUUAUAAUGAAAUGUAUAACCACGAUGCUGUUUGUAAACAGUGGACUGAAAUAGAAUUAAUCUAUUUCCAAGUAUAGUAGGGAAAUAAUGAUAGAGAAAGAUAUAAAUAAUGACGACUGAAAAGUACAAAAAUCGUGAUAUUCGGACCUCGAUUAUUUAUAAUAGUUUAACCAUUAAUUCUUCUGUCAAUCGUCAAUUGUCUUCGACACCUAAAACAUCGUUAAACCUUUUCAGACCAAAUGUACCACAUUUCAAAGCCGCGCAAAACUCAUACCAUAGCAAACAACAGACGACUGUAAUACUUCUGUCCAUUUUUGUACUUUCGCUCACUAAAAUGCACAUAACGUGGCAUCGAGUGAGAUAACUGCAAUCAAAAACCCGGCCAUAAGACAAAUAGAAAACAACCGACGAAUAUUUGAAUGUACGAUGAAAGAAUACAUUAAUACAUUUGCAUGUAUAUUAAUAUUAAUGUAUUCUUUCAUCGUGUAUUCAAAUAUUUGUCUAUUGUUUCUCACGUGUGCACAUUUCUUCGUAAGCUACAAUUUGUAAAAAAUGUAAUCAACGCGAGGAGUGUCUUUUAUUUUGUUUCAAACUCGUUGACGCGCAAAAUGUCGCAGACCAAACUAAAAAUAAAAUAUACACUUGUCGAUUUAAUCAAUUUUACGUACAUAGGUCUGAAGGGGUUGAUCGAUUUGUUGACUCGACGAAAUUAGUCGAUCGAUCGACCAACUCUGGCGAGGAUUCGCGGGAACGUAGCGACUGUUAUGCUUCGUGAGAAAUCGAUACACACGUUUUAGGCUGGCGCCUUGCUCGAAUUUUUCGAACCGCGAACGAACGUUUGAACGCGACAAUGCAAACCAACUUUUGUCGAUUCGACGCCAUUAGGGACGAUGGACCGCUGCUGGUCGUGAGGAAAAGAGAAAAAAAAAAGGGAAAACGAGUUUAGAGUUCGCUCUUGGUUAAGUGCCAAAACAGAGUCAGGCGUUCAAACGUUCCCCUCUGCACGCACCUUUCUGUAAUUCUUAAGAUGGAUUCAAGUAUACGUUCAAAUGAUUAACAAUAAAGUACCGAGUAUUCCUUUCUGA
This is a messenger RNA of Hylaeus volcanicus, 5890 nucleotides long. Its product is annotated as discoidin domain-containing receptor tyrosine kinase B-like. Gene Ontology annotation, cellular component: signaling receptor complex. Gene Ontology annotation, biological process: multicellular organism development; protein phosphorylation; cell surface receptor protein tyrosine kinase signaling pathway. The transcript has 17 exons. The record is from RefSeq and is a predicted model, not a curated record. Gene Ontology annotation, molecular function: ATP binding; collagen binding; protein tyrosine kinase collagen receptor activity. Lineage: Eukaryota; Metazoa; Arthropoda; Insecta; Hymenoptera; Colletidae. Bases 501 to 3263 code for a protein of 920 amino acids.